Messenger RNA from Henningerozyma blattae CBS 6284, 2025 nucleotides. RefSeq lists its product as uncharacterized. Gene Ontology annotation, molecular function: mRNA binding. NCBI's taxonomy places the organism in Eukaryota, Fungi, Ascomycota, Saccharomycetes, Saccharomycetales, Saccharomycetaceae. Gene Ontology annotation, biological process: mRNA splice site recognition. The coding region runs from base 1 to 2025 and encodes 674 amino acids. The transcript has a single exon. Gene Ontology annotation, cellular component: cytosol. The record is from RefSeq and is a predicted model, not a curated record.
AUGAUGUCUAACAAUUCAAUCCCUUCAACUAAUACUAAGUCCAAUGCUUUAUCUUCAAUGGUGAAUCCAAACCAAAUGAACCAUUAUUUAGGUGGAUCAAAUUCUACUAUUAUGAAGAACAAUAAUGGUAAUCCAUUACCAUCUUCGAUGAAUAGAAGUUCCAAUCCUUCAGUUAAUAAAACUACUCAGUUAUAUAUGGGUGAUUUGGAUCCAAUGUGGGAUGAGUCAACUAUUAAGCAAAUUUGGAAUUCAUUAGGAGAAAAUAAUAUUGUCGUUAAAAUUAUUACAAACAGUAAUAUGACUUCAAUGGGUAGAAAUAAUCCAGGUUAUUGUUUUAUUGAGUUUUCAAAUUAUAAUAAUGCAUCUAAUGCUCUAUUGAAAAAUGGAUUAGUUAUACCUGGUUAUAAUUCAAAAGUCUUGAAACUUAAUUGGGCUUCCAUGCAUACAAGAUCAAAUGGUAAUACUAAUUGUACCGCUAAUAAUAAUACCUCCUCCAAUAAUUCUACUAACAAUGAUUUUUCAGUCUUUGUCGGUGAUCUAGCACCAAAUGUCACUGAGGCUCAAUUAUUUGAUUUAUUUAUAAACAGAUAUUCUUCAACUAUUCAUGCAAAGAUUGUCUACGACCAAAUGACCAACGUUUCAAAAGGUUAUGGGUUUGUUAGAUUUAAUAAUAGUGCUGAUCAACAGAGAUCUCUGAAUGAAAUGCAAGGUGUAUUUUUAAAUGGUAGAUCCAUUAGAGUUAGUAAUACCGGUCAUAAUCAGAAUAGAUCAAACAAUAAUACUAAUAACUCUUUGAAUGAUCCACAGCAUAAUAGAUCAAGAAGUAAUUAUAAUAAUACUAUCAAUAAUAAUAAUUCAAAUACUAAUAAUUAUUCUAAUAUGACUAGAUCAGAAUCCUUAAAUUUUCAAAAUAGAGAUUUGAAUGUAUCAUCCUCUAAUACUAGUAACAGUAUUUCUCAAUUUUCUUAUCCUGUUCCUCAGCAACCUGCUUUAAACCAAUUUACUGAUCCAAAUAAUACUACUGUAUUCAUUGGUGGAUUGUCAUCUUUAGUAUCAGAGGGUGAAUUACGUUCAUAUUUCCAGCCGUUUGGUACGAUCGUUUAUGUUAAAAUUCCUGUUGGUAAAGGUUGUGGCUUUGUUCAAUAUGUUGAUAGAAGUGCAGCUGAAACUGCUAUUUCAAAAAUGCAAGGUUUUCCAAUCGGAAAUUCAAGAAUUAGAUUAUCUUGGGGUAGAUUUGCCAAGCAAUCAGCCCAAGUUGAACAUCAACAAUACCAUCACCAACAACAAUAUCAACAACAACAGCAACAGCAACAGCAUCAACAACAACAACAACAACAGCAACAGUCUAAUUCUCAACAACAUACUCAACCACAACAUUUAAUAGGACAAAAUCAAUCACAACAUCAAGCUCAUGAACCUUUACUUAAUCGUGCUUUACAGUAUCAACAACAGCAACCAAUGAUCAUAAAUCCAACUUAUGGUUACAUUAAUAACUCAACAGCAAUUACUUCAUUACAAAAUAAUGUUUUUGGUGGACCAUCUGUAAAUCAAACUUACUCUAUGUCGUUUGCCAACUUAAGUAAAGGUGUUAAUACUACUUCUACAAGCGAUUUAUCACAAGAUUCGAGUCUUUUAUUACCAGGUUAUCAAAAUUUAAAUUUUUCGACGGUUCCCCAACCAACUGGUUCUAAUUUAGAUGAUUUGUCAAGAUUUAAAUAUUCCCCACCAGAAGAAAAUCAGCAUUUUCAAUAUAAUUUGAUGCAAUCUCAGGGUCAAACUUCCAUGUUACAGCAACAAUUACAACAGCAAGCUCAACAGCAAGCUCAACAAGCUCAACAACAAAGCUUGCAACAAUCCCAACAACAGCUGCCACAGCUGCAUCAAACAAUUUCUAAUCAAAACACCAAUCAAAACACUUCAAACCAACCACAAUUAUCGGUUCAAGAUAAUAAUCUUUUUGUCAAAAAUAAUGAGGCUGCUUUAGAUCGUUUAGAAAAGGGAAGUAACGCAUUUAUUUUUGCUUAA